UCCUGGCGCUGCACUCGGUGGCUCCUGGGCGGCUAGCGGGUCCCUGGCUCGGUGCCGCGGUGCUUGGCGGGACGCGGGCGGAGAAGAACCUCGGGGCUAGGGGGCGGGGCUUCAGAAGCCAAGAUGGCAGCGGUGACUGCACUCUCCUUGCGGCGCCGCUUUCCAGCCACCACCCUCGGCGGGGCAUGUCUGCAGGCCUGCAGAGGAACCCAGACAGCUGCAGCUGCAGCUCCUCGAAUCAAGAAAUUUGCUAUUUACAGAUGGGACCCCGACAAGGCUGGAGAUAAACCCCAUAUGCAAACUUAUGAAGUUGACUUGAAUAAAUGUGGCCCUAUGGUGUUGGAUGCUUUAAUCAAAAUUAAGAACGAAAUUGAUUCUACCUUGACCUUCCGAAGAUCAUGCAGAGAAGGUAUCUGUGGCUCUUGUGCAAUGAACAUCAAUGGAGGUAACACACUUGCUUGCACCCGAAGGAUUGACACCAACCUCAACAAAGUCUCCAAAAUCUACCCUCUUCCACAUAUGUAUGUGAUUAAGGAUCUUGUUCCUGAUUUGAGCAACUUCUAUGCUCAGUACAAGUCCAUUGAGCCAUAUUUGAAGAAGAAGGAUGAAUCCCAGGAAGGCAAACAGCAGUACCUGCAAUCCAUAGAAGAUCGGGAGAAACUGGACGGGCUUUAUGAGUGCAUCCUCUGUGCCUGUUGCAGUACCAGCUGCCCUAGCUAUUGGUGGAAUGGAGACAAAUACCUGGGCCCAGCAGUUCUUAUGCAGGCCUAUCGCUGGAUGAUCGAUUCCCGAGAUGAUUUCACUGAGGAGCGUCUGGCCAAACUACAAGACCCGUUCUCACUGUACCGCUGCCACACUAUCAUGAACUGCACAAAGACUUGUCCUAAGGGCCUGAAUCCAGGGAAAGCAAUUGCAGAAAUCAAGAAAAUGAUGGCAACUUAUAAGGAGAAGAAAGCUUCCGCUUAACUGUCACCGCAGCCAUACCGUGACUUGCAAUCAGCUCAGAGCUGAAUAUAAUUUAUAUCUAAUUUGAAUUCCUUCAGAAUUAUUGAUUUUCAUGAGCACUGCAUGUAUAAUAAAAAAUUUAAGAAAUAAAUGUUAUUCUACUUUACUAACAAAAAAGAA
Messenger RNA from Suncus etruscus (white-toothed pygmy shrew), 1125 nucleotides. It is a transcript of the gene SDHB, whose product is annotated as succinate dehydrogenase complex iron sulfur subunit B. Gene Ontology annotation, biological process: tricarboxylic acid cycle; respiratory electron transport chain; aerobic respiration. The record is from RefSeq and is a predicted model, not a curated record. Bases 124 to 966 code for a protein of 280 amino acids. Lineage: Eukaryota; Metazoa; Chordata; Mammalia; Eulipotyphla; Soricidae. Gene Ontology annotation, cellular component: mitochondrial membrane. Gene Ontology annotation, molecular function: 2 iron, 2 sulfur cluster binding; electron transfer activity. The transcript has 8 exons.